Messenger RNA from Papaver somniferum (opium poppy), 1215 nucleotides. RefSeq lists its product as uncharacterized. Bases 115 to 429 code for a protein of 104 amino acids. Lineage: Eukaryota; Viridiplantae; Streptophyta; Magnoliopsida; Ranunculales; Papaveraceae. The record is from RefSeq and is a predicted model, not a curated record. The transcript is spliced from 3 exons.
UGGCGCACUGGUUAAGACACAGAACAAACAGAAGGCUUACCCGGUUCGAAGCACGGGUUAGUACACGAUGAUAGUCGUGUUACAGAACGUGUUCUUCAGAAUGAUGAAAUCAAUAUGUUCAGUAAUUUUGUCAAGAGGGUUUACCGUCUACCAGAAGAUAUGCCAUCCUCAUCUGCUACAAUGGAAACCACUGUACAAACUCAUGGAGAUACUUGCGAAGUAACGGAAGAGCCUCCAAACCAAGCAGUGAGUACCAACGAACCUACAGAGAGACUUGAUGAUGUAGCAGUUGCCUUUUCGGAUGGUUUGAAACUGGAUCCUGACUAUAGAGAGCUUCAAGAUGCAUUUAGAAGAAACUCAAGGAAUGGGACCAAGAAGUGUAGAACUGGGAGGAAAAAGAUCAACAAGAGAGGGAGAGAGUGCGGCUGAAAGUUCGUUAGAAAGAGUCUGUUUCAUCUUAUCAACCAUUGUUUGUUGAGAUAAUGAGAGACCCAGAGGUACGUCUGAAACCCUUAAUCUAACGGUCUACUAUAUGGUGACAAUACCUGGAUUUAUUAUCUUCUUUCUCGUUGUUGAAUUAUCUGCAUUCAAUACUAAAAUUAUGUCUUAUUUAAGGUCAGUCUAUGGAGAUACUCAUUGGUGUUGUUUUACCAUGCAUUCCAUCCCCUUGCAUCAGUCGUGGGUUCACCAAGUUUGUCCAUUAGGUAUUUUAAAACUCAAGGGUUCUUUUUGUUUCAAUGGAUCUUAAAUGUAAAUUUCAUUCAGUGUUCAAACUUAAAUCCGCCUAUCUUGUUUUUGUUUCAGCAAUGAGUAUAGAUACACACACGGUGUAAUAGUUCUUUAGCGUAGAUCUCAUUUUUGUAUAAAAUGCUAUAUACUUGAUAUUAUUAUUGUCUUGGAAAUGUGAAAUGUGUAUUAUACUUGUCAUACUUUUGGCAUUACACGCAACUUUUGCAUAAGAUGUUUGCCAAGUUGAUUCUAGGAAUGCAAGUAGUUUCUUCCGAUUUUCUGUGAUGUUUCUCAGAUUUAUUUGAUUUUCUGGUCGUGGAAAUCUGGAUGCGGAAAAUGGCUGCAUUCCUAGUAAUGAAGCUAUAUUGUUCUUGUUAAUUUUUUUUUUUUUGCAACGUCUGACUGAGUUAGACCAGCAUGCUCGCUCUUAUAUUCAAGCUUAAAUACUGUCAAGUACUCAAGUUUAAAAGCUAUGUCUAUAUAUCU